AUGACCGUUUUCAUCCCAAUGAUCGUUGCGCUCGUUCUCAUCUACCUGGCCACGUGGAUACCGACCGUUUUGAAGUAUAAACGCUAUUGGGAGUACGGUAAAAAGGUGAGGCUUCUUGCAACGACGCUCCACCGCCGCGACCUUUUCUAAUGUAGGGUUUUGAGUCAAAAUGUGCGCAAACCUCAACUUUUUCUCCACAAAAAAUCGCUUUCCAGAUGCCCGGCCCGCCCGCACACCCAAUCUACGGCAACCUCGGACCGAUUGUCGGCCUCAGCACCGAGGGUGACACGGCGACCAAAAGUGUAGAAAGGGGCGUGGAUUAAUCUGAGACGCGUUUUCUGAAAAAAAUUCCAGCACUUUUCCGAUAUUUUUGUGUUUGAUAUCGACGAAAGAAGAUACAUUAAAGAGAGAAAACAUCGAAAUUUUCGUGAAAACGCCGCGUUUGAGACGUUUUUGGCAUAUUUCGCAAUACGCCCUCCGCGGCCAAUCGUCGCCGCAAUUUCGGAAUUUUCAUACCGGCCGAUCUGGAUAGUUUUGAGUCGAAGUGAGUGUCGGAAGUGAUUAAGCACGUUAAUAGAAGUAUUUUAAGCGUUCAAACGGCAAAAAGUGUCGGCGAAUGACUGAAAUUCGCGCAUUUUCAGCACAAAACUUGAAAAUCGAUUCAAUUGAUUCAUUUCUGAAUGAAACCUGCUCGUUUUAAGCUCAAAAAGUGCGCGCGAUGAUUAGUUUAACAAAGUUAUGCAAUUAGAUCGCCGAAAUCGAACAAAAUUUGGGGAAUUUUUUACGUUUACGAAAAACAUAAAAAAUGUGGUUAAAUUUCGAAUUUCGCGCCAAAAUGGUGAUAAACCGUGCACGCUAGGCCACGCCCCUUUCUACGUUUUUGGUGAGUCUUUCUUUCUGACGGAAUCGUUUUUUUUUCUUGUUCAGACCUUCCGCCAGUGUUCAUCGAAUGGGCGAACGAGCUGCGCGAGCAGGGCGCCUCGAUAAUGCGACUGAUGCUCAUGGGAAAGGUGUACGUGUGGCCGCUGAACGGACACGCCGUCGCCAAUAUUGUCGACUCGACGACCGAGAUCAACAAGGGCGACGAUUACGGUUUCUUCGAUCCCUGGCUCGGCGGAGGUCUUCUUCUCGAGGGAUUCGGAGAGCGGUGGAGGAGUCAUCGAAAGAUGCUCACCCCCGCAUUCCAUUUUGCUAAACUCGGCGGCUACUUUGAGGUUUUCAAUCAUGAAGCAAAGGUAUAAAAGCUCUUCAAUGCUAUACAAAAGUGAACGCUUCCAGAUUCUCGUGGAUCUUCUAAGUGACUACUCCUACUCUGAACAGACCGUCGACAUAUUUCCAUUCAUAAAACGAUGCGCGCUCGAUAUAAUCUGUGAAACAGCGAUGGGAAUCAGCAUAAACGCACAGAUCAACCACGAGCACAAGUACGUGCAGGCCGUCGAGGGAUUCAACAAGAUCGCCGUGCUCGUCUCCUUCAAUCCUCAUCUGAAGAGUCCGUUCUUCUUCUGGCUCACAGGCUACAAGGCGCAGCACGACGACUACUUGAACACUUUGAAGACGUUCACGGAGAAAGUGAUCCAGGAGCGACGGUCCGCGAUCGCUUCCGGGGAAGUGGCGAAGGAGACGUCGAAGCGAAUGAUGAACUUUCUGGAUCUGAUGCUUAGUAUGGAGGAAUCGCAAGAGCUGACCUCGGAGGACAUUCGUCAGGAAGUGGACACGUUCAUGUUUGCCGGCCACGACACGACGACUUCCUCCACCUCCUGGGCGUGCUGGAAUCUCGCACACCAUCCCGAGAUUCAAGAGAAAGUGUACGAGGAGAUGCGCGAAGUGUUCGGCGAUGAUGCGGCCACCGAUAUAAGCAUGGAAAGCCUCGGAAAGUUGAACUACUUGGAUCGAGUGCUAAAAGAGUCGAAGAGGAUCGUUCCGCCCAUUCCCGCGUAUCAGAGGAAACUCACAAAUGAUCUGGAGAUUGGUGAGCAUCAGGGAUGGGCAAAAGGCCUGGACUUGGAUUGAAGUAUCAGAGAUAUAUGGAUCAGAAACCGAAAAUAUCGCGAUUUGAAGUGAACAACAUAUCGAUUUCAGACGGACACAUGGUCCCAUCCGGCGGCAACAUCACCAUAUCUCCGAUGGUCCUUCACAGCAACCAAAAAGUGUUCAAGCAGCCCGAGCUCUUCGACCCGGACCGUUUCCUGCCCGACGAAACGGCCAAACGACAUCCGUACGACUUCAUUCCGUUCUCGGCGGGACCGCGCAAUUGCAUCGGCCAAAAGUUCGCGCAGCUCAACGAAAAAGUGAUGCUCUCGCACAUUGUGCGCAACUUUCGAAUCGAGCCGCGCCUCGAGUACCACGCCACGAAACAGUGUCUGGAAGUGGUGACGAAGCCGUCGAAGGGCAUUCCGGUCCGACUCGUACGCAGGAACUAGAGCAUAGUAAUUAUUGUGUGUGAUUCCUCGUCCCCUCUCCAACAAUCAUCAUGUCUGUCAGCCCGAUUAUUGUCCGUCCGUUCGAAAAGAACAAGUACCAAUUAUCUGUCCGUUUAACUGGAUGCCGUCCGCGCAAAAAAAGCGAGGAGACCGGCUCGUGUACUAUAAAACGAAUGGAAUCGCUUCUUCUCCGAUCAUUCUCUCGCUCGCUUUAUUGCUCUUGAUUUCUCAAUGGAGCGCGUUUGCAUCAAUCAGCAGACCAAAAUUUAUUUUUCAAUUGAAAAUCAGAUUUUUCUAUUGUUCGCUUGAUAAAUAUGGUCAUUUCGUUUGUUGAGAGCCAUGGGGCUUCGAUUUAAGUGCUCACCUGUAAAAAAUACGAAAAAUUAAGAAACUUGACGCAUUUUGAAGAGCGUCAACUGAAUUUUUCGUCGAUAAAGUGAAAAUCUUGUUGAAAUGAACUAAAAGGGAUAAUUUAUAAGGUUUUCACAGCAAUUUUCACUGUUGUUUGGCUAUUUUAUUCGCAAAUUUCGUGAUUCGAGUGUAGACUCACAAUUUUGAGAAUUACAGUAGUUGUUUAAAGGCGCAGCACCAAAUUAUCGAAUGCACAUUUGUAGCCUGUGUUCAAAUCGAUUGUUUUCCAUUUCUUUUGCAGCGCGCUACCAGUUUCCGAGCGAUAAUAGUCUUCCAAGGACCAUAAAUUUGUGUGGUUUCUGUGUCUCUUCGAUCCGGCUACAACGCCACAAUUAGAUUAGUCAUACCUAUCUUUCAUGUGUGUGUGUGUGUGUGAUAGGAUGAUAUCACCCCGAUCUAUACAAAUCCGGUUCUUUCAGACACACCUCAAGAAGGAGAAGCGGGCUUUAAAUGCUAGACUGAGGUGCAUUUCGACCCUUUUCCUUUUCGAAGCUGUUCAUUAGUUGUGUGCGGGGCGCGCAUAUCAGAUCCGCUUUCAUGUUUUCGAUGUCUUCUUCUUCAUGCCCCCUUUAUUAUCUCUACGGGUAUCAAUCGUCGUCACCGAUAACCCCAUUUUGGUGGACACACUGAGAGAGAGAGAGAUACACGCCGGCCAGACUAUCGGUCAUCUUCGUCACUGACUGACGCCUUCUGUUAUUCUACUCGCAAUUUUCUUUCCGUUUCCAUCCGAAACUUCUUCUCGUUUUUCAGGUUAAGAGUCGACAUGCUCUUCCUCGCCGUCGUCGCCUCCACCAUGGCGGUAAGUUCCGCAACCACCCCUACCGUCCCAACCACAUGAUCUUUUUCAGCUCGCCGUCGCCCAGGACUGUUCAUCGGCGACAGGCACGCGUGCCUCGUUCGGCGCCUACCUGCAGUGUAUCAAAGAGGGCCUCGACGCGGACUACGGCACCUACGAGAAUGAGAUUCGCGAGCACUCGAAAAAGGCCGCCGCCACGUGUUUCGCCUCGUCGAUCGAGGAGGGCAACUCCAAAGAUCGAUGCGUGCUCGCCGCCACCGACCUCAGCCACAACGCGUGGGACAAGAACGGACCGCUGCGCGAGUGCUCCAUCUGCAGAACGUUCGCCGCCGGAGCGAUCAAGGCGAUCAAGGCGACGCCGGCCGAGGAUCAGAAGUGCAUUCGGACCGAGAUCUCGAAGGCGAUCGCCCGGGAAGCAUCCUACUGCCUGCAAAAGAAGAUUCCGAACUUUGCCGGAGUUCCGGACAUUCCGGAUCUCGAGGAGGGAUCCUUCCAGUUCAAGGAGUCUGUGUAAGUGUAUCCACGACAUUGUUUGAUCUCAGUCUCACUCUCUCUCUCUCUAUUUCCCGUUCAGCAUCUCCUCCAUCUCCGAUCACAUCCUUAUCCAGUCUCGCCUCUCGUUCUGCGGCGAACGCAAGCCACAGCGUGCCUCGUCGACGCGUGCCUGUCUCGCCAGUCCGUUCGUCGGCUACCUGAGCGGUCAUUGCAAGGUGCUCGCGAGUUGCGACGCCAAGUUCACCGGACUCUGCGCCCAAACGAUUCCGGCGACGAGAAAGGCGACGUGCGAGUGCAUCACCGAGGCCCGUGACGACCUGAAGAAGCGCAUCGGAUCCAUCGCCAACGUCUUCAAUGAUGUAAGCACCCUCUCUUCGUUCUCCUCCUGAAUUCCCUCCGUUUCAGUUGCUCUCCGGAGGUCGUGGAGGACUCGCCAUCGGAUCCGCCAACAAGGUCGACAUCUGCACGUCGCAGAUCAAGAAGCAGAUGAUCACGCCCGUCAACGACUGGGUCAACGUCAUCGACUCGGCGCUCUCGGCGUGCAUCCGCAACAAGCCGGCCGGCCAGAACCUCGCCAUGGAGGCCCUGCUGAACGUCGGCUGCCGCAAGGUGAUCGCCGACACGACCGGCGCGGCGACCAGCCAACUCAAGACCGGCUUCGACUUUGUCAACAAUCUGAUCGACGCGAUGGUGCAGAGAAGUGGACGCUUCUGCGGUGGAAACCACUGCCUUCAGGGAUAG
Messenger RNA from Caenorhabditis sp. 36 PRJEB53466, 4863 nucleotides. NCBI's taxonomy places the organism in Eukaryota, Metazoa, Nematoda, Chromadorea, Rhabditida, Rhabditidae. The record is from the annotation of a GenBank genome assembly.